AUGACAGCGAAAUUUACCAUGGCGACCGAAAUGUCCGAGGACGACGUCGGGGCGCUGUCCUCCAGUGAAUGGCACAUUCCCGAUGUCCCAUCUCCUGCUGACAGCUCAAAAUCAAAUACGGAGGUUGACGACAAGGCCGCUGCGGACCCGAAUGCGCAGACACAGCCCAUCCAAAAGCGACGGAGGGUCACCCGCGCUUGCGACGAGUGUCGUCGCAAGAAAAUCAAGUGCGACGGGAAACAGCCAUGUACCCAUUGCUCAGUGUAUAGCUAUGAAUGUACAUACGACAAACCCUCUAAUCGUCGGCGAAAUCCUGCUCCCCAGUAUAUUGAAGCACUAGAGAAUCGGUUGCACCGCGCAGAGACGCUCCUUCGCAAAUUCAUGCCUGACGUCGAUUUGGCAGACCCAAAUCUAGAUCCGGCCAUCCAGCAGGAGUUUCACAGCAGAGAACAAGCCCGCACCAACGGCUUCAGAAUGCGACCAGGUAUCGCAAGCGAGACUGAAAUUGGGGAUGCCAAGCUGAUGACUAUGAUUGACUCCAUUGGCCAAUUGGAUUUGGAUGACAAGGGGGGGUGGGAUUUUCAUGGUACAUCUUCAGGUGCCGUCUUCCUGAAGCGAAUGAAGGAGCAAUUUCGUGGGCUACUCGGACCGGCCACCAAGGCCCCCUUUCUGCCGCGAGCCGAGCGUUCUUCUGGCCUCGGUGAGCUCGAUACGCCGUCCCCUCCCAACUGCGCAUCUCCGUUCCUGCCCAUGUCUACGUAUCCCGAACUGCCCUCGAAGGACGUAGCACGAAAGCUUUGCUACUAUUCCUUGAGCUGCGCUACCUGCCUCGUCCGCAUCAUCCACCUGCCUACGUUUUACGAGCAGUUCGAACGAGUCUACGAUAGGCCAGUGGGGAGCCUGAACCAGGAGGACACGCAUUUCCUAGGACUCGUUCAUGCUGUGAUUGCUUUGGGCUGUAUGUACAACACACUGGAAGACUCCAAUCCCACCUCGGGAGGUUACAAGGCUGCAAUCGAACAAGGUCUACAAUAUUACCGUGCCGCAAAAUCGCUUCUGCCUGAUCCUGCUGACUGCCGCGACAUUGUUUCUCUGCAGGCUUUGUUGUUUAUGAUUCUCUUUUUGCAAGCCACCUCCAACCUGAGUGCCUGCUAUUCCUUUGUGGGCAUCGCUCUACGGUCGGCUUUGAGGAUUGGAUUGCAUCGACAUCUAGAACACGAAAAAAUAGGCAUAAUCGAACAAGAAGUCCGGAAGCGUGUCUUUUAUGUCAUCCGACAGAUGGACAUUUACGUAUCUACCAUGCUAGGGUUUCCGCUGUUGCUGAGUAUCGAUGAUGUCGACCAGCCAUUUCCGUCCGAGGUUGACGACGAGUUCAUCACCACCUCGGGCAUCAUGCCCCCUCCCCUUGGCACGCCCUCUUUCUUCGAAGCCUUCAAUGCACACACUCGUCUCAUGGAGGUGCUCGGCAAGAUUGCCAAGUCUGUGUAUCCCAUGCACGUCCAAGGCCAGCCGUCCAGUAAAGGAGACGCAGGCAGGACGUCUUGCUUGAUCAGCUAUGGUCGCAUCAAAGAAAUAGAAGCAGAGCUCCAGACUUGGUUCGAAAGACUGCCGGAAAUGUGGCGACCGAGCCCCGAUGGGCCUAUUGAAGUCGUUCGUGUGCGGCAUCUGUUACGAUUUGCAUAUGCUCACGUUCAGCUUGUCUUGUAUCGGCCUUUUCUUCACUACAUUUCGCCACGGCAUAGCCAAGGAAACAAAGUUGACGAACUGUCUUAUGCUUGCGCCGCUGCCGCAGUCAGUGUGUCACGUAACAUCGUGCACAUUGGUCUGGAGAUUCGGAAGCAACGAGUUCUCAGUGGGCCCUACUGGUUCAUGCUUUACACAGAAUUCUUUGCCGUCCUGUCUUUGGUCUUCUAUGCCAUUGAAAAUCCUGACAAGCCUGGUUCUCACGAAGUUCUCGUCGACGCCCAUGCCGGACGUCAAAUGAUAGCGGAUCUUGCAGAUAAAAGUCUCUCGGCGGAUAAGAUCACCAAGGCUUUAAAGACACUCUUUGAUCAACUCCCCGAAAGACUGGAAGAGGCUCGUUUGUCACGGCCGGCAGUCACUUCUCGAAAACGUUCCGCAGCAGCCUCCAAGAUUGGGCCUGUACCCAUGACUGAAGCAACAAUCGGCCAAGUAGGGGCGAAAUCGAGACCCGACGAUUUUAUGCUGGGUCACGCCCGCAGCAUUCCCGGAACUUUUCAAACGCCGAAUUCGCGAGGAUCUGCAAACAGUAGCAUGGUCCAGCCUGCUGAACAUGGUUUCUUGGAAGCUCCAUUUGCCGGCACCAUACAUGACAUGCUGCCUUUGGACCUUUCGUCUCGGGCUACGCCUGACUCGACCAGCACUGCCAGCAGUACCCAUCCGCAUGUUUUCGGUUCGCCACCGCUCACUCACGUUGUGCACAACCCAGUGAACAAACUGGACUCCCUCAUGUUCCCUUCUGAGGAUCCGUUUGCUUAUCCCAACCAACCGAUGAUGGAGCUUGGCUUUCAACCGAAUGCUGAUGAUGCACCAGGCAUUGCAAUGGCAGCCCCGAACGCAUCCUUCUUCUUUACGGGCUCGUUUGAAGAAAUGGGUGACCAGAUUCUGGGGCAGCCUCCGCCGUAUAUUACGCAGCAGCAAACAGGGCAGGGCCUAAAUAUGAUGGGGGGAUUGUACGAUCCUCAACACUUGCUGUCAUUACACGCCGUCCAGCAACAACAGCCGCAGCAAAUCGCGCGAAUGCGGCAACAAGGCAUGCAACAGCAACAGGCGCCGCAGCAGCAGCAACAGCAGCAACAGCAGCAACAGCAGCAGCCAAAUGGAGGGUUCUUUUCGAGUUUCCGUCGCGCUCGUGCGGACCGACAGCAAGAGCGGAAAAUUGAGCAAAUGUUCACGCAGCAAGGCAUGCAGCCCGACUGGGGAAGUUUUUUUGGCUCUGGAAGAGGUGGCUUCCAAGGAAUGUGA
Messenger RNA from Ustilaginoidea virens, 2985 nucleotides. RefSeq lists its product as uncharacterized. Gene Ontology annotation, biological process: positive regulation of transcription by RNA polymerase II; DNA-templated transcription. The transcript is spliced from 5 exons. Bases 1 to 2985 code for a protein of 994 amino acids. The record is from RefSeq and is a predicted model, not a curated record. Lineage: Eukaryota; Fungi; Ascomycota; Sordariomycetes; Hypocreales; Clavicipitaceae. Gene Ontology annotation, molecular function: DNA-binding transcription factor activity, RNA polymerase II-specific; sequence-specific DNA binding; zinc ion binding. Gene Ontology annotation, cellular component: nucleus.